CUCCAUUUCCCUAGCGGCUAGUGCUUCGUUAUCUCCCCGCCCCUUUCUUCAUUUCUUACCAUUUUCUCAACUCAACCCCACCAAGCUAGCUACCCUCUACUGCUCCCCACUCUCCACAAUCCAUCCCUCCCAUUCUUCUUUUCCCCAAAUUCGGGUUCUUUUCAGAAUUCUAGUGGCUGGUAUAUCAUGACAACGUUGUUUCCUUGAUCAACUUUCAAAUUUGCUCCCACAGCAGAGAGCCGUACAAAUACGAUCGGGCAAACGGAGAGAAGAACAAAAACAUUAAAAAAAUGCUAACAUGCAUAGCACGUUCCAAGCAACCCACGGAUGAUUCCGUUGAUCAUGACCCCAAUGGCAAUCCCACUAGUAAACAAGCCAUCAGAAAUCUCACUUCUCAGAUCAAGGAUAUGGCAUUGAAGGCUUCAGGGGCGUAUCGUCACUGCAACCCGUGCACGACUCAGCCGGUGCAGCAGCAGCAGCAGCAGCAGCAGCAGCGGAAGAAUGGGAGCAGCAGCGGCGGCGAGUCGGACUCGGUGUUGUCCGCCUCGUCCGAGAGGUUCCGGUGGUCCUACAGGCGGACGGGGAGCUCCAACUCCAGCUCCACUGCGGGGAGGAAGGAGCUGGAGGCUAGGUUGAAAGGAAUUUCCAGCGGCGAAGGAACGCCGGUAUCAGCGAGUGGUCGGCGAGUCGACCCGGUGGUGUUCGUGGAAGAGAACGAGCCUAAAGAAUGGGUGGCUCAGGUGGAACCCGGUGUUUUAAUUACCUUUGUCUCUUUGCCACGCGGCGGCAAUGAUCUUAAGCGAAUUCGGUUUAGUCGAGAAACGUUCAACAAAUGGCAAGCACAAAGAUGGUGGGCAGAGAACUAUGAAAAGGUUAUGGAGCUUUACAAUGUCCAGAGGUUGAAUCGCCAAGCUUUUCCUCUUCCAACACCUCCGAGAUCUGAAGAUGAGAGUUCAAAAAUUGAGUCCGUUGAAGACAGCCCCGUAACUCCACCAUUGAGUAGAGAACCGCUUCCUCGUACCCUCUAUCGCCCAACAGGAAUGGGAUACUCUUCCUCUGAUUCCCUUGAACAACAUUCGGCAAUAUCUCGUCAUAAUUACGACUCUUGUGGUGUUGCAUCUACUCCAAAACUCUCAAGUAUAAGUGGUAUUAAGACAGAAACAUCAUCAGUUGAUGCCUCGAUGAGGACCAGCUCAUCAAGAGAUGCAGAUCGCUCUGGAGACAUAUCAAUCAGCAAUGUCAGUGAUCUAGAAACUGAGUGGGUUGAACAGGAUGAGCCAGGAGUUUACAUCACUAUCAGAGCACUAGCAGAUGGAAGAAGAGAACUCAGACGUGUCAGAUUCAGUCGUGAAAAAUUUGGGGAGAUGCAUGCUAGACUAUGGUGGGAAGAGAACAGAGCCAGGAUACAUAAACAAUACUUGUAAGUUGGACGGGUUUCUACAUAUACCGCUGCUUGUUGCUGUUUGAGGAAUGAAGAGGAGAGCUUCUGCCUGCUAGAAGGCAGCAGUAUUCAUUCCAAAAAAACCAGAGUCCCUCUCUGAGAAAAUGGACCAAAUUUCACACAUGAAAGUGAUGCAUCAUGUUAGAAGAGUUCAAGCCUUUCGACUGCAAUUAUAUAUACGCAACCUUCUGGUUGCGAGUCAUUAUAAUCUUUUUGCUUUUCAUGGUUAUAUUGUCUAAACUAUGAUGGGUGGGGAGCAUCCAUACCAUUUCCAUUUGUGGGGUCUAAUUGGUAUACAAUUUGAGAGUCAGGAAUAUUGAAGGUGCACAUCAAAAAAGAUGUUUAUGUGGGCAAAAUUUUCCAUAUUAUCCACCCAUUAAUAUAUUUCAUGUUAUGAAUGAAUCACCCUUUAUGGUCUGUAAAUGUUUCAUGUUAUGCUUUGGGAGAAUGAA
This is a messenger RNA of Coffea eugenioides, 1893 nucleotides long. Its product is annotated as protein Brevis radix-like 4. The record is from RefSeq and is a predicted model, not a curated record. Bases 291 to 1424 code for a protein of 377 amino acids. The transcript is spliced from 6 exons. NCBI's taxonomy places the organism in Eukaryota, Viridiplantae, Streptophyta, Magnoliopsida, Gentianales, Rubiaceae.